This is a messenger RNA of Rhea pennata, 3424 nucleotides long. RefSeq names its product N-alpha-acetyltransferase 20, NatB catalytic subunit (gene NAA20). Bases 48 to 584 code for a protein of 178 amino acids. NCBI's taxonomy places the organism in Eukaryota, Metazoa, Chordata, Aves, Rheiformes, Rheidae. Gene Ontology annotation, biological process: N-terminal peptidyl-methionine acetylation. The record is from RefSeq and is a predicted model, not a curated record. Gene Ontology annotation, cellular component: NatB complex. Gene Ontology annotation, molecular function: protein-N-terminal amino-acid acetyltransferase activity. The transcript is spliced from 6 exons.
GCGGCGGCGGCGGAGGCGGCGGCAGCCGUGGCAGCCGUACGGGCAGCAUGACGUCGCUCCGGGCCUUCACCUGCGACGACCUCUUCCGCUUCAAUAACAUCAACCUGGACCCGCUCACGGAGACCUACGGGAUCCCCUUUUACCUGCAGUACUUGGCCCACUGGCCCGAGUAUUUCAUUGUCGCGGAAGCCCCCGGUGGAGAGCUGAUGGGUUACAUAAUGGGUAAAGCAGAAGGUUCUGUGGCCAGAGAGGAGUGGCAUGGACAUGUUACUGCCCUCUCUGUUGCACCUGAAUUUCGCCGUCUGGGUCUGGCUGCUAAAUUGAUGGAACUACUGGAAGAAAUUUCAGAAAAAAAGGGUGGAUUUUUUGUGGAUCUCUUUGUGAGAGUAUCAAAUCAAGUUGCAGUAAAUAUGUAUAAGCAACUAGGCUACAGUGUGUACCGGACAGUACUAGAGUACUACUCUGCUAGCAACGGAGAGCCAGAUGAAGAUGCUUAUGAUAUGAGAAAAGCUCUUUCCAGAGAUUCAGAGAAGAAAUCAAUUAUACCUCUACCUCAUCCUGUGAGACCAGAAGAUAUCGAAUAGCUGUAAGCUGUGAUUCUCAGGCAACAUACUAAGAGUAUCCUGUUUUUUUUCCCCCUCUCCUUUGAGCUUAAAUGGAUGAGAAAUCUAAGGCUCAAUGCUGCCCCCUUCCAUGGAACUCCAAAAGUUAUACUGAGUUUACUUAUGCUGCUUUCCAAUUUUAUGUCCAGUAGCUUUUUAAAUACUUACUGUAAACUAUGGUGGUAUAACAUUUAAAUAAAAACACAGACAGGAAGCAAUUUUUAUUACUGAGCCUGAGAGUCACAGAUAUGCAAUUCUUAUUCAUCCUUCCUGUAUGAAGUGUUUAAGCUUAAAACCUUUUUUUGGAAAAAUAUAGCUUGUGCAAUACAAACUUUGUGAAACUAAUUUCCAUACAUUUGUUUUUCAGGGGUUAGUUUCAGUAUAUUUAGCUUCUACUGUUGUCCUUCCUAAACAGUUUCUGGGAUAAAAGCGUACUUCAGUAGGAAGUCGAACAGGUUGCAGUUGUCACUAGUACUUACUGUUUUCAACUGUCCUUGUGAUCGAUACAUCUUUUACAGAUCACUGGAAAAUAUAUCAGGAAUCUUUGAAGGCAUCUUUCUCAUUACAGAAAGUAGAUCUGGCCACAUUAAUAUCCUUAAAUCAAGCAAUCUGUGACAGUUUCCAGGAGCCUUAGAAGAGUUAGUCUUGUGUUUGAAAACAAAGCUGCAAUCCACUGCUGCUUACAGUUCUCAGAACACUGGUAAUAGCGGCAGACUUCUGCAUUUGCCUUGUGACCUUUCCUUUCAGUUGCUGGAAACUGAGACUGUUAAAUGGAAUCACUUCAGAAUAACAUUUUUUAUUUGGGGGGGAAAAAAGGUUGUAAAUCAGUAAUAGUAAAACUCUUCAAAUACAUUUAUUCAUCACCAAUGAAAAUACUGUACAAUACCUCCAAAAAGGAGGGGAAGAAGGCAGUGCUUUAAGAUGACUGGCUUUCAUCAAUGUCUUUGUCAGGAUCCAUCUCUGCAGCUUCACUCUCCUGUUGCUGUUUCUUCCACAGUUUAGCCAUAGCAAGUAGUUUGAGAUUGGGCUGAUUGGCAGUAUCUUCAGGGAAAAUAUAAUCAUAGUAUUCCUCCCAGCCAGCAUCAGACUAGGAAAAGAAACACACCAAAGAAAGUUUAAGCUAACAUUAAAACAUGCAACUACUAGAAUUUGCUUCUAAUGAGCAUAACAGUAAGAUGAAAUUAAAAAUCGCUGUUUGUUAAACUACCCACCACAGCUAAAUCCAAUGAGCUAGAGAAGGGGGUGAGACAGUACUACUACUUUGGAUGAUGAGCAAAGGCAGUAGAUCUGGUGAAUUACAGUUUUCCAAGUAAAGCUGAGAAACAGAUACUAUCCAUAUAGUACUACUUCAGGCUAUUUUGAUUAAAGUCAAAAUACUCACAUCAAAUGCUCAGGCUAGUUUUCCUUUAACUGCUAUGGUAGACUUAUCAAUCUGCCACCUAGACAUGCUGAAGAGCAAGCAAUUCAGCAGCACCUGUUUCAGGGCAAUGCUUUGCCUCAGCUACCACAAUAAAAUUUCUACAGUCACAGCACCCAUUCCAGCUGAAUGGUUUGUGUCUGUAAUAACAGCAUAGUUAGUUACUUGCAUAACUUUUAUUCUUACCCCAUCUUCAGCCUGAAGUUUUCUUCUCUUCUUUAUUUUUUCAGGCAUAAGUUUAUCUAUCCUCUCUUUAGUGGUAUCAGUUCCAAACUCCUGUUCAAAGUUUCUCCAGGAUUCCAGAAGCAUGACUCUCUCCUCUUUCUCCUCACAGUUGCGCAUUGCCUUAUUUGCCUCUUCAUAAACUUGCCGGCAUCGUGGCAAACUCUCCUCCUUCCCUGCAGAAAGCUCAAACUGUGCAAAACUGAUCCAUACCUGUAGUGAAAGCAAAUAAAACCCAAGUUUGGGGGUUUUGUUCAUUUUUAACAAAUAGAUAACCCUAACCUUCAUGUAAGCCACUUGGACAAAUUUAUUGGAGCUGUUUUCGGUCAUGAUAAAUCUGCUUGACUAAAUUCAAACUAGAGCAUUAAACUAGUUUGCAAGGAAAAAUACUUCUGUUCCUCCCCCCCCCACCAGUGUUUUUGUAACUAAAAUUCCAAAGCUGCUCAGUAGGAAGCUGUCCUUCCUAACAGGAAGGAUAGCUGCUGUUAAACAUCACUGUUUUUUUUUUUUUUUUUUUUAAUGGCACAGGCUGUGGCAUAGCACUGCAAAUUUAGGUUCACAACUGAUCUGAAAAAGCCACAAAAUGAAAGCAUUCAAGGCUCUCCCCCCAGCAUGGGCUGUAAUCAAGACCAAAUCUGUGUUCUGCAUUCGUGUAUGUACUUUAACAUGCUGUGUCCGCUGAAGUAAUCUGCGGUAAAGGCUUCUUGUUUUCUCAUACUCUUCUUGCUCAAUUUCAAAGUCAAUAUAGGAUUUCCAAAGAACCUGUAAAAGAAGUCACUGUUUAUGUUCAUAGUAUCUUCAAACAACCCUGUAUCUAAUACUGAGAUUAAAACUUUUUUUUUUUAAUUAAGGAGAAGCAUGGGUAAACAUUAACUUUUUAUAAAUACAUUUCAGAGCUCUGUAUUAAUUGACUGUGCUACCUAGGAUUAACGCCAAGUAGUAUCAAAACCUGUGCACAUAAUCCAGUCAGAAAUUAGCCAUUUAGAGAUAGAAAAGUAUUACUGUAAGCAUGUUUUUCUCUCCAUGUUUUAUCAUGGGUUUUAUAGCCCUGAGUAACCUGUCAAGAAACAUGCUAAAUUAGAUGAGAAACAGACUAAGCCACUAUGAUAAGCCUUUCUGUUCAAAUGGAUGGAUUAUUUGUGUUUUCAUCAGCCACAGUGGGUAAUAAACACCUUGAAAUUCA